Messenger RNA from Eruca vesicaria subsp. sativa (arugula), 1740 nucleotides. The record is from the annotation of a GenBank genome assembly. NCBI's taxonomy places the organism in Eukaryota, Viridiplantae, Streptophyta, Magnoliopsida, Brassicales, Brassicaceae.
AUGGGUGAUUCUACUGGCGAGCCGGGAAGCUCCAUGCAUGGAGUGACCGGUAGAGAACAAACAUUUGCUUUCUCGGUGGCUUCACCGAUUGUCCCAACCGACAAGACAGCAAAGUUCGACUUGCCGGUGGAUUCGGAGCAUAAGGCAACGGUUUUCAAGCUCUUCUCCUUUGCCAAACCUCACAUGAGAACGUUCCAUCUCUCGUGGAUCUCUUUCUCCACGUGUUUUGUCUCAACAUUCGCGGCUGCACCACUUGUCCCCAUCAUCCGUGAGAAUCUCAACCUCACGAAACAAGACAUUGGUAACGCUGGAGUUGCGUCCGUCUCUGGGAGUAUCUUCUCCAGGCUGGUGAUGGGAGCAGUGUGUGAUCUUCUAGGUCCACGUUACGGCUGUGCAUUCCUUGUGAUGCUUUCCGCACCAACCGUGUUCUCAAUGAGCUUCGUGAGUGGAGCGGCAGGGUUCAUAACUGUGAGGUUCAUGAUUGGGUUCUGUCUGGCGACGUUUGUGUCUUGUCAAUAUUGGAUGAGUACUAUGUUCAAUAGUCAGAUCAUUGGUCUUGUGAAUGGGACAGCCGCCGGGUGGGGAAACAUGGGCGGUGGGAUAACGCAAUUGCUCAUGCCUAUUGUGUAUGAAAUCAUUAGGCGUUGUGGUGCAACAGCGUUCACGGCCUGGAGGCUUGCCUUCUUUGUCCCUGGUUGGUUGCACAUCAUCAUGGGAGUCUUGGUGCUCAAUCUAGGUCAAGAUCUUCCUGAUGGUAACCGAAGUGCCUUGGAGAAAAAGGGAGAAGUUGCCAAAGACAAAUUCGGAAAGAUUAUGUGGUACGCCGUUACAAACUACAGGACUUGGAUCUUUGUUCUUCUCUAUGGAUACUCCAUGGGAGUUGAGUUGAGCACUGACAAUGUUAUCGCCGAAUACUUCUUUGACAGGUUUCACUUGAAGCUUCACACAGCUGGAAUCAUAGCAGCUUCUUUCGGAAUGGCCAACUUCUUUGCUCGUCCAGCAGGAGGCUAUGCAUCUGACCUUGCAGCCAAGUACUUCGGGAUGAGAGGGCGGUUGUGGGCGUUGUGGAUCAUUCAGACAGCAGGUGGUCUCUUCUGUGUCUGGCUCGGCCGUGCCAACACCCUUGUUACUGCUGUUGUAGCUAUGAUCCUCUUCUCAUUAGGAGCACAAGCCGCUUGUGGAGCCACCUUUGCAAUCGUGCCUUUUGUCUCCAGGAGAGCCCUAGGUAUCAUCUCGGGUCUAACCGGGGCUGGAGGAAACUUUGGUUCAGGACUCACACAACUCAUUUUCUUUUCUACCAACCGCUUCACAACUGAACAAGGGCUAACGUGGAUGGGAGUUAUGAUAGUUGCUUGCACGUUGCCUGUGACCUUAUGCCACUUUCCUCAAUGGGGAAGCAUGUUCUUUCCUCCUUCUAGAGAUCCAGUGAAAGGUACUGAGGAGCACUAUUAUGCUUCGGAGUGGAACGAGGAGGAGAAGCAGAAGAACUUGCAUCAAGGAAGUCUCAAGUUUGCUGAGAACGCUAAGUCUGAGGCUGGGCCACGUAGCCGCUCUGCUACACCGGCUUAGAACACACCCAACAAUGCUUGAUCAUUCCAAGAUUAAAAAUCAAUAAUUUUACUUAUGUGAAAUGGAAACAAACAAUGGGAAAAUAAGUAUUUCUUUCUUUCUUGAUAUGCUUUUAUUUCGUUUUGUAUUUCUUGAAUUAUUAUUGUACUAGUAUUAUGGCCCCUGCUAUGC